UCAACAUAACUUCACCAGACGAAGAAUGUCACCUGUCAAACCAUUGCUAGCUGGCUAAAGCUAACUCGCUUAUUUACAGUAGCUUCAAUGCCGUCAUUCCUUCGGACCGCUAACGUUAGGUACUGACAAUAAUGGAGCUGGUAUGGGAGGACCCUCCAGUCCCUGACACUCCUUUCUUUACCAGAGAUCUCUAUGAGAAAUAUUCCCUUGCACCUAAUAUCAGAGAACUGUGGGAAUUUCUCCAAAGUCCUGUAGAGAAUGCUGACAUAAAGCAGGAGUGUGAUGCCUCUGGCUCACGCUCCAAGGAUGAAGCUGCAGAGUUUAAAGACAACAGUUGCAUCAGCAAGGAAGAGUCCUGUUGUGAUAGUGAUGCAGACAAUGCUGCGGAAGGUGCAGAGGAAUGUAAGGACACCGGAAAAUCAAAAGUACAGCUCAAGCAGGUUGAGAUUGAGACGGAUGUUGCUUAUCCUGAACCCAGACUGCCCUUCCCCUGUAUGUCCAGCCUGUCCAGCAAAGAGCAGAAGACAUAUCUUGCCAUUUUGAUGAGUAAGAAAACAAGGGAACCUCCGCAGAGCUUAAAGGCACGAGUAAACAAUGAAGUGAUCCAGUUCAUGAGGUACCUGCAAGAUGUGGCCAAAAUAUGUGCUGACGACUACAACUUCAUAUCACAGGGAGCUAUGCAAUAUUCAGAGGAUUUCUUCACGGGCUGUUUGGAGUGCAUUAAGACAUUUCCCCAGCUCUACCAGAUCCAUGAGAUGACUAGUCUGACAGGGGGAACAUUCAAUCCAGGGCUGAUGCUGGCCUUUGAAAAACAGCUGCUAAUCAUGGGCAAUGUGGAUAUUACAGACCACAAGAUAGUGCCUGCUGAUGCACAGCUUGCAUCGGAUUAUCAGAGUGUUUCAUCAGAGCAUCCUCCAGCUAAAAAAGCUAAGGACAUGCAUGCUACAAUCAGCAGUGAUCGUAAUGCAGAGAGUCUGUGUGCUCGUUAUGAGCCUCACGUGUGUCUGACUCGAGAUGCCCUGGUCAGGCUGCUAGACAACCAUGGCCCUGACUUUGGAGAGCAAUGGGAAGUACCUGUCUGGAUCAAAUUAAACCCAGGAAAAGGCAGUAGCCAGAAAAAGACUGUGUACAUAGACUCACCACUCCUGAAGACUGAAAUGACAGUGAGAGAGAGGAGUCAUACCUACCACGAGGAGAGUUUGAAGCUUUCCAUCAAGAAGAAUGGAAGUAAAAAUGUGUUCCACUUAAUGACGGAGCUUCCUGCAAAUGAGCAGAAACUCUCAGUGGAGACCUCACAAAGAAAUGUAGUGUCUUUUGAAAACAACGGUCUGGACUUUAAAGUGGACCUCACUGACCUGGAGACAUUUGGAGAGACGACGCGCAUUAAAACCCCCAAGAUGCAGAAAACACAGAAUGAGCAGGAUGCACUUGUUAAAAGUCAAAAAGCUACAAGUUCCCCGCCUUUAAGUAAGACUAAAAGGUCUAGUGAGCAUCUGGUUAAUACUAGCAGCAGUUCCCAAGAAGAGAUGAACACCUCAUUGACAGAUAUGGAUGAUCCAAUAAUAGAGGAGACAACUACUGUACCAAAAAGUGAACAAAUGAGACGGGACUCUGCUCAGGAAAGUAACGGACACACUGCUUUUACAGGAGACUCCGAUGAUGAGAAGCUAGUCAUUGACGACUCUGUGUCUCCAGAUGCAACACAACCUAAAGCUAAGACCACGCCAUGCUCUGCAGACCCCCCGAUUACCCCCAUUUGUGAGUCUGUACCUGUAGAUUCAGAGUCUUCCCCUCAGAAAGUUACAAGACAGAGGCGACAAUCCAAAAGAGCAAGGGUAUCUGGCGACCAGCUGGGUGAGAUCCUGCGCAUGCAGACAGCAAUGUUCAACAAUGCCAGUGACACAGCCAAAUGCUCCAUAUCCCAGGAGACUAACUCACCCACCCGAUGUAUGGGACCCUCAGUUCACUCCCAUUCAAUGUCUCUGGUUAAACCCUGCGUGUCCUCAUAUUUGGAGAGAAACCAGAACCAGGAUGGAGAGACCUGCGCUGCUCAUGAAUCUGCACCAGUGGUCAACAUUACUACUACAGAGCACAAAAAAAUACUGUCAGAUGACCUGCAGGCUGGUGCAGAAGAUGAACAAGAUUACGAGGCUCCAGGGGAAGGCAACCUGCUCUAUAAGCUCUACAGUCUGCAAGAUUUGCUGGUCAUGGUGCGCAGCUCUGUCUCACUGACCCAUACCAGAAAAGUAGGCAGCAGCCAAAACCAGUAUGUGCCAGUGCAUGUCUUGCCCAAGCUGGAGUAUCAGUUGAGUUAUGGUGUUGAGUGCCUAAGCAGCAGUGAGGCUUGCCAGCUGUGGACUGAGACAUUGCUCCACUCCAGCACUGUAUCCUAUAUAGCUCACAUCAGUGCGCACACAUCAAAAGUAGCUCUGCUGAGAAAGCUGCCUGACGACUGGAAGCAGAACAUCUCCUGUGGGUUCAAGCCAUCCAAGUCACUGAAUAUUCUGCACCACCUACUUAAAAAGCUAACUGGGUUAGAGGAAGGACGGUACCUGAUUGCACACAAGGCAGGGGAACCAUUUGUGACCUUAUUAAAAGCGACCAAUGGGAAAGUGAGUCGCGGGGCAUACAACCUGCAGCAGGUCCACAGCUCUGUCCCACAGCCCCCAACCCCCAGCCUCGUGCCCUGGAUACCUGUUGAUCCAGCCGUGGUCCUGCCCUUCCACCAGAAACACGGCCGUGUCCCCUGCACCUUCCCAUUAAAACCCUUCGAGUCGGCGAAAGAUGGGUCAUCGCAGUCCAACAACCAUGGAGCUGGGCAGUCAAAGAACAAUUUGAAUGCAGGAGGUAACAAGAAGAAAAAACAAAAGAAACGUGCAGCCAAGCGUAAUAGGUAUAUUAAAAAGCUAGUUCAGAAGUCCAUUUAAAAUCCUGUGUGAAAGGAUUUAAUAUGAUAUGAAUGAAAUGUCAUUAAUGUCAUAGAUUAGGUGAGUCAAAAGAGGAGCUAGACCUGUACUGUUAAGAAAAGGAAAGGAAAGAAAACCACUAACAAUGUCUAUCAUUUCAUACUGGAAAUACAUUAUUACCUUUUAUAUAAAUGUGAAUGUUGAAGCACUUUUACAGUAUAUAAUCUAUACCAUGUAUUUUUGUUUUGUUCAGAGACAUUUUUAUAUUUUCUGUCAAUUAAGUUUUUGUGAAAAUCGAUCAACAAUAAACUUUUGUGCACAGA
Messenger RNA from Micropterus salmoides (largemouth bass), 3229 nucleotides. It is a transcript of the gene ice2, whose product is annotated as interactor of little elongator complex ELL subunit 2. NCBI's taxonomy places the organism in Eukaryota, Metazoa, Chordata, Actinopteri, Centrarchiformes, Centrarchidae. Gene Ontology annotation, cellular component: transcription elongation factor complex. The transcript is spliced from 15 exons. Gene Ontology annotation, biological process: snRNA transcription by RNA polymerase III; positive regulation of transcription by RNA polymerase III; snRNA transcription by RNA polymerase II. The record is from RefSeq and is a predicted model, not a curated record. The coding region runs from base 132 to 2927 and encodes 931 amino acids.